AUGGCAAGAGGAAAGAAGGCAAUAGAGGGGGGGGGACUGAUGGCAAUCAAGUGGUCCACUGUCGAUGAGAUCCGGUUGUUUAAAUGGGUGGCGCAAUUCAAGCCUGCGGGAAUACACAAGCACUUUCAUAUGCGCUGCAUUUUGGAGAGGCUAAACAAUCCGAAUGACUAUCCUGUCACCUUGUUGCAGAAUGACGAGCCCAGGAAGGUUUUCACUUCAGAAGAUGUGUGGCUUAAGCUUGGAGAAUAUUACAAUUUAGAAGAGGCAGAUAAAGUGGAAGGGAUCAUACUUGAUAAGGAUGUGGAAUUGGCGCGGCAACAGCUUGUGGUUGACAAGAAGCUAAGGCAAGUAGAAGAAUUUUCGUUGCCGUGGAACGAGUAUGGGGAGUUAAUGCUACAGAACGCGAAGGCGGUGGAAGUUUUAGAUUCUGGGUACGAGGAUGGACCAACGUUGGAUACAAGUGCGGCGGCGGCGGGGGAGGAAGAGGACGACGACGACGACGAGGAACGAGCCAAGGGUACCACUGCCACGAACGCCAGCGGUCCUCGAACCAGAUCUGCCAGAAGAUCCACCCGCAUGCGCAACCAGCCCGCCGAGGGAGAUGUCGAAGAUCCAGAACCUUCGGCAGCUCGUCUAAUUGCAGCGGCGCCAGCCGGGGAUGCGUCUGCUGGGGAUGCGCCAGCCGAGAGUGUCAGGUCCCCAGAGUCCGAGAAGGAGGAUACAGAUGAUAGUGAUGCCAAUGACAAUAACGAAGAGGAGGAGGAGGAGGAGGAAGAGGAGGAAGAGGAGGAGGAAGAACCGCAAGCAAAGAAACCGCGUACACGCUCACAACUCAGCGACGCUGCAAGCACGGAUGCGGCCACAUCGGACACCAAACAGGCUGCUGCAGCCACAAACGUCAACACUGCAGAGUCCGCAGCAAGCAAAACACGCAGAAAGUCCAUCAACCAACCCGUAAAGCGAAGACUCAGAAGGAGAAAGUAG
Eremothecium cymbalariae DBVPG#7215 is the source of this 984-nucleotide messenger RNA. It is a transcript of the gene EAF7, whose product is annotated as Eaf7p. The transcript has a single exon. Gene Ontology annotation, cellular component: nucleus; NuA4 histone acetyltransferase complex. The coding region runs from base 1 to 984 and encodes 327 amino acids. The record is from RefSeq and is a predicted model, not a curated record. Gene Ontology annotation, biological process: regulation of transcription by RNA polymerase II. Lineage: Eukaryota; Fungi; Ascomycota; Saccharomycetes; Saccharomycetales; Saccharomycetaceae.